Colossoma macropomum (tambaqui) is the source of this 2330-nucleotide messenger RNA. RefSeq lists its product as uncharacterized. Gene Ontology annotation, biological process: protein dephosphorylation. The record is from RefSeq and is a predicted model, not a curated record. The transcript is spliced from 3 exons. The coding region runs from base 172 to 711 and encodes 179 amino acids. Lineage: Eukaryota; Metazoa; Chordata; Actinopteri; Characiformes; Serrasalmidae. Gene Ontology annotation, molecular function: MAP kinase tyrosine/serine/threonine phosphatase activity.
UAUGUCGCUACGCUGUAUACGUAGCCAGGCUAGAGCACCGGGAGGACUAAAACGAAGUCUGCUUGUUUCGCUGCUUUAACCAGAUAUUGUAAUGUGUAUAUAAUGUAACAGGAUGGAGCUAAGACAAGGAAAAAUCCAAGGAAAAGAAAGUAACUCCCUGAUGGAAACACCAUGUCAGUCCCUGGAUCCCGACUGUCAGGGCUGGGUCAGAUAACCGACUACCUCUACAUAGGCAAUGCCAAAGCAGCCAAAGACAGCUCAGUUAUAACUCGCCUCAACAUUAACUGCAUUAUAAAUGCCACGCUGGACGACAGCAAACCUUGCCUCCCUUCUGUUGAUUAUGUCUGGGUGCCCGUCGCCGACUCCCCUGAAACCCAGCUCGAAGAACACUUUGACACAGUGGCGGACAAAAUUGAUAAAGUGAGGAUGCAGCAUGGUAGGGUUGUGGUGCACUGCUGUGCCGGUGUGAGUCGCUCAGCCACUUUGUGCCUGGCCUUCCUUAUGAAACACUGCAGCAUGUCUCUGGUGGAGGCACAUGGACUCGUGAAGUCAAGAAGACCGAUUAUCAGGCCCAACGCUGGUUUCUGGAAACAGUUAAUUGAAUAUGAGGUGAAGUUGCGAGGAACACGCUCUGUGAUGAUGGUAUCUUCGCCCGUAGGGCUGAUUCCAGACUUGUAUGAGAAGGAAACUAGAGGUUUGAUACCCUUUUGACACACGUUCUGUGGUCACAACCACUGAACCAGUUCUGUGUAACUCAUUCCCAGAAUGUACACAUUUUUGCUCUAUUCCAGUUCCCAAAACACCUGAAUCGAGCCAUUUAAGGGACAUUCUGGCUUAAGUGAAAAAUUAGUCAUUGUUUGCUCACAUCCUAAAGCAGUGCCACAGUAGUCUUUAGAGGGAAAGUUUCCAGAUUUAAUAACUAGGAAAAACCCUUUUGAUGAUGUUUUUGAAGGUGGGAGGACCUUUUGAAAAACUGCAGCUGCUUUGAGAGGCAGGCUGAAAGGCAGAUAGCUAACAUUACUUGCAGAGAGCCAAAAGAUCAGGGAUGAACACUAAUGCAGAAGGUUUAAAAAACAUAGAUCUAACAUGGAAUACAUGCAAAUAAUAAAGCAUAAACAUAAAUAAAAACAUGAAAAAGAAGUCCAGCAAGCAAACAUAAGCUAGGCUAGGCUAUGCUGUGCUAACUUAAUUGCAUUUUGCAAAUACAUCUUACAUAUUGGAUAUUGUAGUGGGAGAUCACUGAUGAACGAAAACACCAAAACGGAAAAAUCAUGUAACUAUGUAAAUUGUGUAAAACCAAUAAAAGAACAGGGAAACAAUGCUGUGCUGCAAAAUGCUGCCUAACACAUUAAAUAAAAUAUAAUAUAAUGCUCCUCUAAGAAAUCUGAAUAACUAGUCUUAAUGUGGGCUGUAUGGAGGGCCCGGAGACUAAACUGACAAUAACUGCAGCAUGGCAUGAAUUAGCUCUAAAUGCUAACUGCGCAAUAUGUACAAAAUGGCCUGUUGCAAUUAUAUUAUAAAAAUAUUAUGAAAACCACAUCAGCGAAGCCUUAAUGUUACGUGGUUAAAGAUUAGCCUGCAUUAUUUUUGAAAAUUAAGACUUUAUUUAUUCAUAGAAGCCUUUGUGAUUGGUUACAGUGCACAGGGAACACGUUAAUUUGCAUAUAUUAGUGUUUUGAAGGCCAGUAUCAUGAUAAUAAUUUCCAAACGUGCAGUUCUAAUGCUAACUGUUCACUUUGAAGCUAGAGAAUACAAUUAACAACAUUCCUAAAUGGGUUUAUACAUUUUUGACUAUUGUUGCCUCAAAUGACCAAGCUUUUUAAGAUGGUUCAAUAUGAUUUUAUAAAGUUGAAGUUUAUUAAUUGAUGUGAAAGUGUAAAUAAAAAGCUAUUUAUACUUGUUCUAUCUUUACUUGCUUAGCUGUUGUAAAAUAGUUGCAGUGAUAAUUUUCUUAAACCUGUCUUUGGGUUUUUGUAGUUCGGGCAUUUAUCAGAAGAUGGCAGUAGUGCUUUUAAGUCAAAAAAUUUUAUUCCCUUAUGUCAGUUUAAGCCCAAUGUUCUCUUACACCUCUUGAGUUUGGGUCAUUUUCACAACACUUCUGGGUCAAAUUGCCUGUUCCUCUUCAUGCACAAUCGAAUAUUGCCAAUAUGGUUUCUGCCAUAGUGUCCCUGUCCUUUGCAUUCAGUUAAUUGACUGUUAAUUGUUAUUGUUCCAAUAUUAUCUGAGGAUUAGUCAUUAUUGUUAUUAUCUCAGGUACACUGGCAGGGAAGAAUAAUUGCUCACAUGCCCAUGUCAUACAGUUUUAUGUGUUUGUACUGUCUGAUCACUUA